AUGAUGCAGUCGGACUUUUUCGUCACUCUGAUAAGCAACGCCAGCAUGGAGUUAUUUCCCGAAAAUAAGCAGUCUCAUUUCACCGUGAAAAUGAGUCCACCUAUCGAUUUACGCGGGAAAUGGGUAGUAGGUCUGAGCGAGGUUAUUAUUCCUAGAAAUUGGUUCAACAUAUCAAAUCAUAAUAACGAUUAUACUAUUACUAGACAUAAAAUUAGAAGAGAAAAAAUAACUGAUGUAACAUGUGAGAUUCCAUUAACUACAGGCGAUGAAAAUGAAGAAGGGACGCUUUUCCAUUGGAUAAACGAGAAUAUAGUUUCGUUAACAGGAUCUAAGUUGGCAGAAUUUGUUUUAGACGAGGAUUAUAAAAACGUUAAUUAUUUGUAUCCAGCUAUAUUAAAUGCCUUGCUAUUUAAUUCGAAAGAAGUGCAAGAAACUUUUUUAACGAGCGCGUUAUUUUUUAAAGAUACUGCCGGACAAAUGGAUUCAAUAAAUCCGUUAGAUGAAAAUAAUACUAACUACGGAUUAGUUAAAAGAUUUAACAUCAGCAAAGAAAGUAGAAUAAGAGAUUUAAUGGGACGUCUUCAUAUUGAUUUAGCGAAUCAGCCUAAGCUUCUAACGAACAAUGUAGACCUANGGUUAAUUACCCAUACUGCCGGACAAAUGGAUUCAAUAAAUUUGUUAGAUGAAAAUAAUACUAACUACGGAUUAGUUAAAAGAUUUAACAUCAGCAAAGGAAAUGUGAAAGUCUUUACGUUAACUAGCGAAAUUCAAUCUACAAGUAUAUCAAACGUUGUUAUCGGCCAACUACCUUAUAGAAUAACUCUCAGAUUAGUUUCUAAUUCUGCAUUUAAUGAAAAUGUGAAGCACAAUCAAAUGAUUCCUUCUAAACCCUAUACUCCUGAUUAUACCAAUAACAUUUAUGCAAGAAAUUUUAUCUCGUUAUUCGAAGAUAUCGGAUGUAUUCAUUAUCACAAAUCUAUAAAUAUAUUGUAUGACGAGUAUCGAGACGGUUAUACUUUAUAUUGUUUUGAUCUUACCCCUGAUAAAUCAGGCUCUGAGUCUCACGUUAGCGUUAACGAGCUUGGAAAUAUUUCUGUGGAAUUAAAGUUUUCGAAGGCGAUACCAGAAACCAUAAACGUUAUUUGUUUGCUAGAAUAUAAUAAUACCUUAGAAAUCGAUAAUUCACGAACCGUAUUCGUCGAUUAUUAA
Messenger RNA from Centruroides sculpturatus (bark scorpion), 1209 nucleotides. RefSeq lists its product as uncharacterized. NCBI's taxonomy places the organism in Eukaryota, Metazoa, Arthropoda, Arachnida, Scorpiones, Buthidae. The record is from RefSeq and is a predicted model, not a curated record. The transcript has 5 exons. The coding region runs from base 1 to 1209 and encodes 402 amino acids.